UUGCACAGUUCUCUGUCGGUGUUCGGGCUUUCAUGUAAAGGUUACUCGCGUUCAUCUGGUCCAAACAAGAGGACAUUACAGGGCCGACAUCAGUCAGGAAAAGCACACGGGGAUAUCACUCGCUCACUUUGGAGAGGCGCGGAAAUGUUUUUUAAAUCGCUGGUAAGAAAUGGACUGCUUGCAUAUAAGCAGAAUAUUCCCACUGGACUGAAAUGCGUGACGGCGGCGUGUGUGAAUGUGGGAGUCUGGAGACGGGAGAGCUCGUCCACGGUCAUGGACACCAGCAAACUGAAGACGAUGGAAGACUUGGGCGGCCCCAGCUUUCUAAAAUCCCUCUACUGGCUUUUUGGCAAAGGCUACUUUCCGAUUACUCACCAAAUGCAGAUUGAGCACAGCAAAAUCUAUGGUCCUCUGUGGAAGUCCAAGUAUGGGCCAUUAGUGAUGGUGAAUGUGGCCAGAGCAGACCUCAUAGAGCAGGUACUGAGACAGGAGGGCCGUCACCCCAUUCGAACUGACAUGCCCCACUGGAGAGGAUACCGGGAGCUCCGCAACCAGGCCUAUGGCCCUCUCACAGGGAUGGGGGCAGAAUGGCAACGCAUCAGAAGCAUCUUGAACCCUCGCAUGUUGAAGCCCAAACAUGUGUCAGGUUACACUAACACCAUCAACGAGGUGGUAAGAGACUUCACAGAGAAGGUGGCUUGGCUAAGGGCAACAAAAGGCAAUGGCAUAAUGGUGCAUGACUUUGCUGGAGAACUCUACAAGUUUGCAUUUGAAGGGAUAUGCUCUGUGGUAUUUGAGACCCGACUCGGUUGUCUGAAUGAAGUGAUCCCUGAGGAAACACAGAAGUUCAUCUUUUCUGUGGGAGAAAUGUUCCGCCUUUCCCCCAUCAUUGUCCUUUUCCCGAAGUCUCUGUGGCCGUACAUGCCCUUUUGGAAGCACUUUGUAGCUGUAUGGGAUCACCUUUUCAAAGUUGCUGGUGAGCUAGUCCAGAAGAAGGUGGCAGAGAUUCAGGAAAAGGUGAAGCAGGGACUGCCAAUAGAUGGUGAGUAUCUGACUCACCUGCUGAUCAGUGAGCAGAUGACCCCCACCGAGGUGCUGGGAAGCAUCACUGAACUACUUCUGGCUGGGGUCGACACUACAUCCAACACUAUUUCCUGGACUUUGUACCAUUUGGCUCGAGAUCCCGAGGCCCAGCAGAGGCUCUACAAUGAAGUAAUCAGCAUUUGCCCAGGUGACAAGAUGACUUCCAGUGAAGACAUCAGCAAGAUGCCUUGGCUGAAGGCUGUGGUUAAAGAGACACUUCGGUUGUACCCUGUGGUGCCAGGGAAUGCUCGAAUCACUGCUGAAAAAGAAAUAGUGGUGGGAGAUCACCUCUUCCCUAAAAAUACUCUAUUCCACUUGUGCCACUAUGCAGUGUCCUAUGAUGAGAACAUAUUCCCAGAGGCACACACUUUUUCACCACAGCGCUGGAUGAGGGAUGAGAAGCAGUUAAACCUGCACCCAUUUGGCUCUGUUCCUUUUGGAUUCGGCACCCGCGCAUGCUUGGGAAGAAGAGUAGCUGAGCUGGAAAUGUAUCUCAUCCUGUCCCAGUUAAUUAAACACUAUGAAGUGCGACCAGAUCCCUCAGGAAAGACUGUGAAGCCGAUCACAAGAACUCUGCUAGUCCCAGCCACAUCGAUUGACCUUCAGUUUAUUGACCGGCAAGUCAGGCAGAAGAACCCAGCCAAAGCUGCUGCCUGAUAAUAUACAGGGAACCCUCGUGAAACUAUCAACAAACUAUUUUGGAGCAGUAUUUUACACUGUUGUAUUUUACUUAAUGUGGCUUCUAAUGCCUGGCUUUUACAAACAAUUAUUUUAUUAGUCAUAGACCAAAAGGUGUAGGUCUGUACACUGAAAUAUUGGUGUAUAAGGUAUUAAAUUAGUAUAAUGAAAUGAAUGCACUGCAAACUGGGUGUAAUUUUAUUAUUUAAAUAGCAUAAGAUUUUAACUGGAUUUUAAUCUGAUUUGUUUAACAGUUGGAAGUGCUAGUUCAACAUUUCUUUGCUAUAAUUAUGGGUUGAAAAAUAACUUUGCCCUGGAUUCCAUCUUAGUGGAUACAAUGGUGCCACCAUAAGAUCUAACAUGGAAAUACAAUCCAUACAGGAGGAAAUGCCAAAAGCAAGCAUGCACACUCAUUUUCUUUUUAUAUCUAUGAACUGCUCGUUGUAACUAAAUGCUCAAUGAUGUUUUGUACAACAAAAAAAUUUCUGUAAUAUAUUUCUGUAAAUUGUAAGAAACAUUUAAUCAGUGCCGUUUAAUCAGUAUGAUCAACACUGAGGAACAUUUGGGCUCUGGUGGUUGUAUUUUAAAAAAAUGUUUUUAAAAACACUUACUUAGCCAAAUAAGCACCAGUGGUCCAUCUGUAUAAGGUUGGUGCCAAUAAGCAUGCAGCCUUUUGCAGUGCCUUUAAUAGAAAUGUGCCAGAUUCCAAUAUUUUUGUAUGAUUUUGUGAUUUUACAGUACAUCCAGAAAGUAUUCACAGCGCUUCACUUUUCCCACAUUUUGUUAUGUUACAGCCUUAUUCCAAUAUGGAUUAAAUUCAUUAUUUCUCAAAUUUCUACAAACAAUACCCCAUAAUGACAACAUGAUAGAAGUUUGUUUGAAAUCUUUGCAAAUUUAUUAAAAAUAAAAAACAAAAAAAGCACAUGUACAUAAGUAUUCACAGCCUUUGCUCAAUACUUUGUUGUAGCACCUUUGGCACCAAUUACAGCCUCAAGUCUUUUAGAGAAUGAUGCUACAAGCUUAGCACACCUAUUUUUGGGCAGUUUCUCCCAUUCUUCUUUUGCAGGACCUCUCAAGCUCCAUCAGGUUGGAUGGGGAGCGUCGGUGCACAGCAAUUUUCAGAUCUCUCCAGAGAUGUUCAGUCGGGUUCAAGUCUGGGCUCUGGCUGGGCCACUCAAGGACAUUCACACAGUUGUCCUGUAGCCACUCCUUCGUUAUCUUGGCUGUGUGCUUAGGGUCGUUGUCCUGUUGGAAGAUGAACCUUCGCCCCAGCCUGAGGUCCAGAGCGCUCUGGAGCAGGUUUUCAUCAAGGAUGUCUGUGUACAUUGCUGCAUUCAUCUUUCCCUCGAUCCUGACUAGUCUCCCAGUUCCUGCCGCUGAAAAACAUCCCCACAGCAUGAUGCCGCCACCACCAUGCUUCACUGUAGGGAUGGUAUUGGCCAGGUGAUGAGUGGUGCCUGGUUUCCUCCAGACAUGAUGCUUGCCAUUCAUGCCAGAGAGUUCAAUCUUUGUUCAAUCUUUGGUCUGAGAGUCCUUCAGGUGCCUUUUGGCAAACUCCUGGCGGGUUGUCAUGUUCCUUUUACUGAGGAGUGGCUUCCAUCUGGCCACUCUACCAUACAGGCCUGAUUGGUGGAGUGCUGCAGAGAUGGUUGUUCUUCUGGAAGGUUCUCCUCUCUCCACAGAGACACGCUGGAGCUCUGUCAGAGUGACCUUCGAGUUUUUGGUCACCUCCCUGACUAAGGCCCUCCCCCCCCGAUCGCUCAGUUUGGCCGGGCGGCCAGCUCUAGGAAGAGUCCUGGUGGUUCCAAACUUCUUCCAUUUACAGAUGAUGGAGGCCACUGUGCUCAUUGAGACAUUCAAUGCUGCAGAAAUGUUUCUGUACCCUUCCCCAGAUCUGUGCCUCGAUACAAUCCUGUCUCAGUGGUCUACAGACAAUUCCUUGGACUUCAUGGUUUGGUUUGUGCUCUGGCAUGCAUUGUUAACUGUGGGACCUUAUAUAGACAGGUGUGUGCCUUUCCAAUUCAUGUCCAAUCAACUGAUUUUACUACAGUUGGACUCCAAUCAAGUUGUAAAAACAUCUCAAGGAUGAUCAGUGGAAACAGGAUGCACCUGAGCUCAAUUCUGAGUGUCAUGGCAAAGGCUGUGAAUACUUAUGUACAUGUGCUUUUUUUGUUUUUUAUUUUUAAUAAAUUUGCAAAGAUUUCAAACAAACUUCUUUCACAUUGUCAUUAUGGGGUAUUGUUUGUAGAAUUUUGAGGAAAAUAAUGAAUUUAAUCCAUUUUGGAAUAAGGCUGUAACAUAACAAAAUGUGGAAAAAGUGAAGCGCUGUGAAUACUUUCCGGAUGCACUUUAUAUGUGGUUUGACAGAUACCUGCUAUAGUCCUUUCAGAGGAAUUAUUGUGUGUUCUAUUCUAGGAUAAUUGUGUUCAGUUCAUCUAGUUAGCUAAGGUGAUUUAUUCACAGUGUUAAAAGAAUGUUUGUGUCUUGGAUUGAUGUAAACAAGUAAUGUAGAUAGGAUCUUGAACUGAUGUGAAUAAAUUGUCUUUCACAACAAAA
Molecule: messenger RNA, 4317 nt
Organism: Ictalurus punctatus (channel catfish)
Lineage: Eukaryota; Metazoa; Chordata; Actinopteri; Siluriformes; Ictaluridae
Product: sterol 26-hydroxylase, mitochondrial
Exons: 9
Coding region: 145-1740 (531 amino acids)
Biological process (GO): glucocorticoid biosynthetic process; cortisol metabolic process; C21-steroid hormone biosynthetic process
Cellular component (GO): mitochondrial inner membrane
Molecular function (GO): oxidoreductase activity, acting on paired donors, with incorporation or reduction of molecular oxygen; iron ion binding; monooxygenase activity
Source: RefSeq, a predicted model, not a curated record